This is a messenger RNA of Kluyveromyces lactis, 1722 nucleotides long. RefSeq names its product fatty acid desaturase. The transcript has a single exon. Gene Ontology annotation, cellular component: membrane. Gene Ontology annotation, molecular function: oxidoreductase activity, acting on paired donors, with oxidation of a pair of donors resulting in the reduction of molecular oxygen to two molecules of water. The record is from RefSeq and is a predicted model, not a curated record. Gene Ontology annotation, biological process: lipid metabolic process. The coding region runs from base 1 to 1722 and encodes 573 amino acids. Lineage: Eukaryota; Fungi; Ascomycota; Saccharomycetes; Saccharomycetales; Saccharomycetaceae.
AUGAGUAGAGUUUUGAGCAGGCGAGAUAUCGCUGAUAGGAUUGCUAAGGGCCAGACGAUUGUAAUAUAUGAAGAUUCGGUCCUGAACCUGGAUAAAUGGAUCAAGUUUCACCCUGGCGGUGACAAAUCUAUUUAUCAUAUGAUCGGUCGCGAUGCGACCGAUGAGAUGAAUGCAUACCAUGACGAUCAGACCAUAACAAAAUUUAAGAUAUGGAAAAUUGGCCGCAUUGAUUAUCCAUGGGAGAAUAUGCUGCCUCCGAUUCAAGGUGGUAGGUUUUCGAAGAUUGAUGAGAGGGACGACAUCGGUGAUUAUGACAUCAAUCUCACAUCGAAGUGGAGAUCUGUCGAUGAAUCCAAUCAAUACACUAAGAUACCUAAAAAUGAUAGGCUGGCAAGUGAAGCUGAGGUGAAGAUUUAUCCGAAAAUACCUCAAGGCGUUGUACCAUCUCUUGAUUUGAAAGAAGCAUAUGAGAAGAAAAUUGUGGUGGAUCCAGCAAUUGUGUCAGAAAACUACGAUAACGAACGUGUUUACGAAGAUUUGACGAAUUUCCCAUCGUUAGACGUUAAGAACCAGGAAUGGAUCGCAUCAGAGUACAGGAAAUUGCAUGGAGAAAUUACUGCUGCUGGUUUGUACCAAUGCAACUAUGUGCGCUAUUUGAAAGAGUUCCUGCGAAUUGGUACUCUCUUUGGAAUCUCAUUCUACUUGUUGUCGUUGAAAUGGUUUGCUAUAUCUGCCAUUUGCUUGGGAUUCGCAUGGCAACAACUUGUUUUCAUUGCUCAUGAUGCCGGCCAUAUUUCAAUCACACAUAACUAUCAGGUCGAUAAUAUCAUAGGCAUGACUGUUGCUUCAUGGAUCGGAGGAUUGUCGUUGGGUUGGUGGAAGAGAAACCAUAACGUGCAUCAUUUAGUGACUAAUGACCCAGUACACGACCCAGAUAUCCAGCAUUUGCCAUUCUUUGCGGUCAGCACACGUUUAUUCCACAAUGUUUAUUCUACCUAUUACGACAAGUUUCUUUGGUUUGAUAAAUUUGCCCAAAAAGUCGUCCCAAUUCAACACUAUCUUUACUACCCAAUUCUUUGCUUUGGUAGAUUCAACCUUUAUCGGUUGAGUUGGAUGCAUGUUCUCUUGGGUCAAGGUCCCAGAAGGGGAAAAGCUGCUUGGUUCAGAUAUUACGAACUGGCUGGGCUUUCCUUUUUCAAUUAUUGGUUCUUUUAUCUAAUCAUUUACAAACAAAUGCCGACAAAUGCAGAACGUUUCAAAUAUGUUAUGAUAUCACACAUCGCUACCAUGAUUGUGCACGUCCAAAUAACAUUAUCACAUUUUGCGAUGUCUACAUCUGACCUUGGAGUCACUGAAAGCUUCCCCAUGAGACAGUUGAGAACAUCAAUGGAUGUAGAUUGCCCUAGAUGGCUUGAUUUCUUCCAUGGUGGUUUGCAAUUCCAGGUAAUUCAUCACCUUUUCCCAAGGCUACCAAGACAUAAUUUGAGAGACGCACAAUCACUAGUGAUAAAAUUCUGUGAUAAAGUUGGCAUCAAAUAUUCGAUCUAUGGGUUUGCUGCUGGAAAUGAUGUCGUCAUUUCUCAUCUUCAACAAAUUGCCCAGCAAGCCCACACUAUGCUGGAAUGUGCCAAAACAAUGAAGAAGGAAGCUACGGAUACAGAAUUUCAUACUAAUAAGCAUGUGCUUGCUGCAAAUGUCAAUGAAAAAAGGAAGCAAGAAUAA